UAUUGAUAUUUGCAACUGGUGGACUACACAGAGUGAGAAAGACUUGGAAAAGGGAGUUUAUCUUUAUCCGAUACGUGUUGGGUGUCAAGUUGGACUAAAAUUUAGUGAUAUUGAAAAGGCACCUAGUCCCACAAUUACAUUUUUAUACAGACGUGUCUGUCAAAAUAAUAAUACAAAUUUUUCUGGCCUACAAGUUUUAGGUUGGGAUGAUCCUUAUAUGUUAGAACAAUCACUAACUGAUAUUGAAUUUC
Molecule: messenger RNA, 251 nt
Organism: Racocetra persica
Lineage: Eukaryota; Fungi; Glomeromycota; Glomeromycetes; Diversisporales; Gigasporaceae
Source: the annotation of a GenBank genome assembly